UUGUUUUAGGGCGUUUGAGUAGCCGGUUUUUUCGCGGUCAUUGAAAUCCUGGUGUUACCGAAGGUCAUUGCCUUUCCCCGAGGUCGUUUUACAAAAAUAAACUCACCAUUGCCUGAAGAUUUUAGCGCUAGUCUAUCGUUGCCGUUUUAAAAUAAGUGAUUUUCAACUGCAGCAUAAUUUGCAUUGCGCAUUGACCGGAUGCAAUGAAAUUGAUCGAAUUACAUGCAUGGAAUUUAGUUUUGAUGUACAUUUUAUAGUUAGGUUCGUGUAGCAAGGGUGCAAAGAUGAAAAUCACGGACAGCGUGUUGAGGAGUUUCAGGGUUGCGAGAAAAUAUAAAGAAAAUUCAGAUAAAAUCAAUUGUGUAGUCUACAGUCCCAAUGGUGAGAACGCAAUUUCAAGCAGCAACGACGACAGCAUUGUUUUAUAUGAUAUCACGGAAGGAACGCCCGCUCAGACGGUGUACAGCAAGAAGUAUGGAGCAGACUUGAUCUGUUACACGAAUGGGGAUUCCCAAAAAGUCAUCUACAGUUCCAAUAAGAUGGAUGACACAAUACGGUAUCUGUCACUAACUGACCGCAAGUACAUCAGAUACUUCUCCGGUCACACUGCAAGAGUUACGGCUCUCUCCAUGUCACCUGUAGCGAACACGUUCAUCUCUGGUUCACUUGAUAAGACGAUUCGGAUCUGGGAUCUACGCACUGAAAACGUUCAGGGUCUAACCGAGCCCCUUGACAGACCCAUUUGUUCUUAUGACCCAGAAGGGCUCAUUUUCGCUGUAGGGGUGGAUUCGCAGUCCAUUAAACUGUACGAUGUCCGCGCUUUUGCCAAGGGCCCUUUUAAUUCAUUUGAAAUGAAGCUGAAUCGCACCUGUGACUGGACCGGCCUGAAGUUCAGCAAUGACGGCAAACAGAUUCUCAUCUCAACCAACGGGGGGAUGAUCUGCAUCCUCAACGCCUUCACUGGAGACGUGAUGCACAAGUUUACUGGCUACAACAACAGCAGAGGCUUAAACCUGGAGGCAUGUUUCACACCCGACUCCCAGUUCGUCAUGAUCGGCUCAGAGGAUGGGAGAGUCCAUGUUUGGAGCACAGAGAAUGCGAUGAAAGUCGCUGUGCUGGAUGGGAAGCAUCCGGGACCCAUCAGCGCUGUGCAGUUUAACCCCAGAUACAUGACUUUUGCCACCGCCUGCACGAACAUGUUGGUGCUCGAGUCGUGCGGACAGCCCGCACAAGGCUGGGACAAGGACUACGACCAUUUCCUGUUACCUCUGCUCAUGCCACAGCAGCCGUGCUACAUCCUCUACCGGCUUGAUUCCCAGAAUGCACUGGGAUACGAGUGGAUCUUCAUCGCCUGGUCGCCCGAUCAGUCACCAGUCAGACAGAAGAUGGUGUACGCUGCCACUCGUGCCACAUUGAAGAAAGAAUUUGGAGGCGGUCACAUCAAAGACGAGUUGUUUGGCACAGUUGAGGAUGAUGUGUGCUUCCAGGGGUACUUACGUCACAUGACCUCCUGCUGUUCUCCGGCGCCUCUCACAUCAGCCGAACAGGAACUACAACAAAUUCGAGUCACAGAGGGUCUCGCGUUCCCUUUACAAGAAGAGGCUAAGCGAGCUCUGCAGCAGCUGAAGCAGAAACGGAUCAACUACAUCCAGCUGAGGCUGGAUGUGGAGAAAGAGACCAUCGAGCUGGUUCACACCAAACCAACAGAAACACGGGAGCUCCCAUACAGGAUCCCCACGGAUUCCCCCAGAUAUCACUUCUUCAUUUUCAAACAUUCCCACCAGGGCCGCUCUCAGGAGGCAUUGGUGUUCAUAUAUUCCAUGCCUGGGUACACCUGCAGCAUAAAGGAGCGGAUGUUGUACUCCAGCUGCAAGAACAGGCUUCUGGAGGAGGUGGAGAAAGAUUAUCAGUUGGAAGUGACCAAAAAGAUGGAGAUAGAUAGUGGCGAUGGCUUGACUGAAGACUUCCUCUACGAGGAGGUGCACCCGAUGGAGCACACCUUAAAGCAAGCGUUCGCAAAGCCCCGUGGACCUGGCGCUAAGAGGGGCAACAAACGCCUUAUCAAGGGCACAGGAGAGAACGGCGAAGAAAUUUAAAAAAGAUGCACAUGCGCGCAUACACCACACACACACACACGCACACACUACACUACCACACAAACGUGAUAUACAUGUCACUUGAGUGACACUAUUUCGAUUGUACUUGUUUAAUUUUUGACCCCAAGGAUACAAAGCCAGAGCAAAGCAUCAGAAGAUACUGAACCAUCUAAUUCACUUGUGCAGGGAAAUGAUAAGUCUAAGGGAGUUUUAAUGUUAACAUCUUAUAAGACAGGACUGGACUGGAUUUUAAAGGGGAUGUACAGUAUUAUGAAUUUGACUUUUUAAAGGUGUCUCAGUAACAUGUUCGGGUCAAAAUACUCCAAAGGUCAACAAUUAUUGGACACUUGUAACCUUAUUUCAUGUCUCGCUGAAAUGAGCGAUUCAGGUAUCUCAUGCAAGGGAGUCAUUGUAUAUCCCGCCCCAUUUACUGUUGAGUCAGACUACAUGUGGAGCAACGUUAUGUGUCAAUGUGGCGCAAGUGCAGAACGGCUGGCUCACAGGCACAUUCUUAGAAACAGGCAAAUAAAAGAGUGGUGCCUUGAAAUGAGAAUGACUUGACAUGCAAGUUUGUCGAGAUCUAAGCCUUUGUUCGGCCGAUUUAUUUUUAAUUUGUAUUUUAUUUUUUUUGCUUGCAAGCACAGACUUGAGAUGCAAGUCCUGCAUGGUCACAGUGAACUGAACUCACAUCAACAAAAGAAUCACUUUGGCAAAUAAUGAACGGUUAUUCAAAAAUGAGGCUAUAAGCUGUUUAUUGCUACUCCCAGUUGAAGCUAACUGUCAAAAAGCAGAAAAUAAAGUCAGUUUAGUUGUCCUAAACUAAAAUAUUAUGUAGUGCUAUUUUAUCGAGUAGCACAUUUUUUAUUGUUUUUUUUUUUUUUUUUUGAGGGACGCUAUACUGUAAUUACACAGAAACCCAACUGUUCGUAUACAAUUACAAAGGACAUUUUCCAUAAUAUGUCCCCUUCACUUUCAAGGGUUGAAUACAUUCCUUUGUUUUCUUCAUCAAUAAUUUGUAUUAACUCGUUUUGGGCGACGGCAGGAAUGGCUUUGAAGUGUUAAUGGUUGUCCUGUUUGAACUUGUCGUCAGGUCUCCAUGACUGAACACAACUCGUGUACGUUCUUGUUUCAGUCACACUGCAGUGUCGCGAGGAUGCUCAUUACAAUAAAAUGUUUGUUAUCCUA
Molecule: messenger RNA, 3281 nt
Organism: Hippocampus zosterae (dwarf seahorse)
Lineage: Eukaryota; Metazoa; Chordata; Actinopteri; Syngnathiformes; Syngnathidae
Product: WD repeat-containing protein 82-like
Exons: 15
Coding region: 285-2096 (603 amino acids)
Biological process (GO): regulation of lamellipodium assembly; positive regulation of neuron projection development; barbed-end actin filament capping
Cellular component (GO): Set1C/COMPASS complex; myofibril; actin filament
Molecular function (GO): actin monomer binding; chromatin binding; actin filament binding
Source: RefSeq, a predicted model, not a curated record